Messenger RNA from Uloborus diversus, 5937 nucleotides. RefSeq lists its product as uncharacterized. The coding region runs from base 334 to 864 and encodes 176 amino acids. The record is from RefSeq and is a predicted model, not a curated record. The transcript has 4 exons. NCBI's taxonomy places the organism in Eukaryota, Metazoa, Arthropoda, Arachnida, Araneae, Uloboridae.
UAUGAAGAGUAUGCAAAGCUAAAAGAUGGUUGCAUUUAUGUUGAGUUAGAUAAAGAAAAAUUGUUGCAUAAAGCUGGCGGACAGUGCAUUCAACUGAACAAUUGUCAGUCUAUAAAAAAUCAAAUUUCUUCUACGGAGCCUUCACUGCUUAAUGAUCUUGCAGAUCAAUAUUAUCAAAACUGUUCGAACAACUUGAAUAGUCCGGAAAGUGGAUAUGCAACUUCACCUUCUAGUGCUUCUCCUCACCUUGGUGAUCAGUCAUGUUCCACUUUUUCAAUUCACAAAUCAUUCUCUGAUGAAGAAGAAAAAUAUAUUUUGGAAGGCAUAGAUGAAAUGACAGCUGAAAAUAAAGGUGGCAUUUUGAAUGCAAGUGCAAAUGUGGAGAUAAUAAAACAGUUUUUGGAAGGUGAAAAUCCAGAAAAUGUUCAAGAGCCUUUAAAUGGCACUUACUUGCAGAGUUCUAAACAAAUUUCUUUAAAAUGCAAACCAAUUGGAAAAGUAGCAAAGAAAAGGUUAUAUGCUGAAUUAUACAAAGAAAAGUAUGAAGAAGAAAAGGAAAAAAUAUAUAGAAGGUUACAGCAACAGCAUACUGAAAUCAUUUAUGUUCCCAAAGAAGAAAAUCCAAAAGAUCAAAGUAAUUUGCAUCUUGCUGUUUUGAACUCCAAUAUUGAAGAGAUUUAUUGUAUUGUGGAAAUCCACAAACAAUACAACAAACCUUUCUCUGAUAUCAAUAUAAGAGAUAAAUUGGGAAAGACUGCAUUAGAUUAUGCUUUGAAACUCACAAGAGAACAAGAAAAAUUCACCCUUGUGGUCGAUUACUUAAAAGAAAAUACAGCUCAACAAGGCGUAAGUCUCAAGACAUAGACAAGGGAAAAGCUUCAAGUGAUUAUUUUAUCAGUGACAGAGGCUUGGUUCUCAGAACUUAUUUAGAAUUGUUCAAUUAUUUGAAAAUCAACCGAAAGACUUUAAAAACUAGCAAUCUGUAUUGUAGACUUUGUAAACAUUUAAAGAAACUAUACACCUGUAUUUAGUAUUUCCUCUAGGAUAAAAAUAAAAAUGCCAAAGCUAGAAAGCUUAACAGAGUUUAGUUCCUAAACUUAUGUUUUAAUUGGCAGAAAUGUGUGUCCUAUUUAAUGAUUUCAAUUUGCAUUGUUUAAAAUUCAUAUUUGAAAAUAAUAAUACAGUUAAUGAAAGUUAAAUAUAAUUCAUUUUUUAAUUUUCUCACUGUGAACUAUAAGUGAACAAGAAAGAUCAAAAUCUUGAAAUACCUUUUUUAGAAACUUCUGUUGUGGAAAAUCAAUAAUUCAAAUGCACCCUUUAAAUGCAAUUCUCUGGAAAUAAAAUGAAUUUUUAAUUUAAAUCUGUUGCCCAUUAAACUUGCAAAUUCUCUUUUCAAGAAUCCUAUAAACACUGAUGCAAACAAACCAGUAUAUAUGUAAUAAAUUCAAAAAAAAAAAAAAAUAUCAAGUUAACUUUUAAAUUUUGUCAUUACCAUUGCACAAGCAGAGGGAUCCAGAAAUUCUUGUAAGGGGGGGAUCAAGUUCCAAUUUUCAGCGUUCCCCACAAAUGAGACCAAAACCCUUUCAAAUUAUCCUCCCUCCUUUCCUAAAUAUUUCAAUGACGGAAACUGCGCCAUGGAUCAUACAGGGUUCGUACACCUCUUGAAAAUCCUGAAAAACUCCUGAAAUUUAAUUUUUUCUUCUAAGGGCCCUUAAAACUCCUGAACUUUUGUUUUAACCUCCUGAUUUUCCCCCUCUCCUGAAAAUAUUUUUUACUAGUAAAAGUGCUUCAUCAAUCUCAAAAUAAAACUUUAACAAUCGCUAAUUUAAAUUCUAUGUCAUCUCCGUUUAGGCGGCCAUAUUGAAUCGCUGGCAGCCAAUCAAAUUCUCGAAUUAUACAGAGCACCCAGUGCAUUUGGUAAAGACAUGGGGUCUGUUCGAACAUGCCCAUAACGUUUACUGAUCGUAACUGCCACUAGAGAACGAACCAAGAGCAUGUGCUAGGUUUUGUGUUAACAGCAACAGCUAUUAAGCAUAUUUUUGAUAUUGCUAAUUAGUAGUGCUAUUUCUAUUUUGUAGUAUUUGUAGUAUCGAGAAUAUGCCAAUAUAUCUAUUGGGAUUGGGACUUUGUUAAUAAUUUGUUUAUUCCUUUUAUUUUUAUGAAUUUUAUAAAUUUCAUUCGUGUAUUUUAACUUAUUGAACGAAAAUGAAAAGCUUUCAGGCUGAUAUAUUUGUAGAAACUCUUGUUAAUCCUUCUGAUAAAUCUGAAAAGUCAUCACAAGAAAACUUGUCUUGUCACUCAUACUACUCAGGAUCAGGGGUGCCCACAGAAAGGGAUUAUGGUGCAAGUUGCGCCAUCAAAAUUUUGGGAGGGAUUUUAAUUUUUUUCACAUUGAUUUAUUUAAAUUCAUUUAUGGAUUUAUUUUUAAAUCAAAUUAUUUAUUUUACUUUAUUAUGUUCAUAUUUUAUUUAAUUUAUUUAUUAGUUGCUGUGUGUGUGUAUGUUAUUGGUGUAGUACAGAACUUUCUAAUAAAGUAUUAAUUAAAAGUAAAUCAAAUAAAAAAAGAAAGCUAAAAGUAAAAAAUAAAAAUGAGAAAGAGGGUUGAGAAAAAUUUUGGGGGGGAAUUUGGGGAGAUGGACACCCCUGCUCAGGAUCAUCCAAGUGUGACAAUGUGAGACACAAAAAUAUUUUGCUACGUAAUCUGGGGAACUGACCCUGAGUAGUAUAUGCUGCUAAAUUACUACAAUCUGCUAUGAUACAAGUAUGUUCUAGCUACAUUUUCAGAGGAAACUUGGUAUUUAUUUGCACGAAAACAAUUAGAUCAACUACUGCAAAUAAUUAUAUAAAAUCUUCCUAUAUAGAAAUGAACACCAACAAUGACAAAAGUAAGAUAGUAGACAAUAGAUCAAAGUUAAAGUUAUAAGUAGAAAAUGAUAUGAAAUGAUUGCAAACAGUAAAGAGUCAAAGAAUGAACGUGCAACUACCAAUACUACAAAUUAAAAUAGGAAGGGGGAAAAACCAAUAAAUCUAGUUUAUAGAAUAAUGCAUUAAAAAAAACCGCAUCCUCACAUACCAAGCACAAAAUAUGAAAAGAAGGCAAGAAUAUCACUAAAAACAAUUAGAAAAGUAAUGAUUUGUUGCUAGCUUAAUCGUUUUUAUCCAAUUUAUAAUAGUUACUUUCCGUUACCAAUAACAAUAACCCCGUAAACGAGCUUGGUCAAUCCUUUGUAUUAUGAUGUGCUGGGAAGAAAUACCUUACAGAACCAAGCAAAAAAAAAGAGGUUAACAUUGAUUUCAUGUUCUACUUUUUCAGAUCAAAAAAUUGUUUGAUAAUAAGCAAACUAAAAAAAAAAAAAUUCACAAGGAGGUCAGCUGACCCUUGUGCACAAGGACUAGAGUUCACUAACAAUCAGCCAAAAAAUAACUUGCAAAGUCACAUAAAUAGCCAUUAUAGGUAUAAUACAACAAAAACUUUUUAUGACCUGAAAUUGUUUGAACAUUCUUUUUCAAAAACCUAAAUGUUUCAGGAACAUCCUUGAUAGUAGUAUAAUCAGAAGCAUUGCCCUCCCUUAUCUACUAGAUUUUGUUGGCAGAUAUGUAUUUACUGCAUUUCAAAUGCAUUAUUUUAAUACUGUCAGGCAGUUGCUAAGAAGCUAAAUUAUAGCAUUUUAGUUUUAUGCUUUUGCUGCCUCUUUCAAAAAAAUAUAAAUGUGUUUGAGUUUGUUUAUGUUUGCAGGUGGCAUGGAUAAUUUGUGGAAAGUAUGUUUAUAAUGCAAAAAAAAAAAAAAAAAAAAAAACAGUAAAAGCAUUACUUUUAAAAAAAAUCAAGGUGUAUGCUUUUGCAUUGUUUGUUUUGCUUCAUUAUAUUUUGUUUUCUGGGAGAUAUGAAAUUUAGUUCUCCUGUACAUAGCUCUUGUAUAGGCAAAACAUACAAGGAAUGUAAAAUGUAAUACUUAUCCAUUAGAGUGAUUUGUGAACUGUUCCUAGUUUCAUAUACUACUUAUUUCAUAGAAAGAAAUUGGAUCAAUAUUCUUGAAUUGGAAUGAACUAUAAAUGUAGUUUUAUAAUGUUGCAAUAGUUUUAUAAUGUUGCCGGAGACAAUCAUGGAAAAUUUUUGUUGUAAAUAGACUCAUGGGAAGUGUGUUGUAAAUAGUGUGUCUGGUUUACUAAGCAUUUAUUAUACUUACUGAUGCUGUAUAGAUGAAAUCUUCACAUUAUACAAAGCAGUGCUAAUAGAAUGCUUUUUUGUGCAAUUUUUUUUCUGUAAACCUUUUGACUUUUUUUUUCACAGUAUCUUAUUUAUAAUUAUUUUUUAAGGAGCUCAUUAGCCCUAUAUUUGAUCACAGGACUUGUUUGUAGAUUUAUUUUCUUUAAAAGUAUUAUGCUGAAACGUAUUCAGGUGUCAUAGUUUGUCACGUUUAGUAGAAAUCACUUAAAACUUUCCUUUGUAACUUUGCUACACAUUAUACUAUCUGCAAGAUCUAGAAUUUUUUCGACCCAAAGCAAAUCUUAAAACUCACCCUUUUCCAUCUUUUUUCAAGUUUUUAUAAUGAGUUUCAAAAAAAAAAACAGAAAUAGGGUAACACUGCAUAACUGUGAUAAAACAAUUUUUAAAAAGUACUUAAUUUUUUAACUGCACUUUAAUGUACUGUAAUUUAGUUACCUUAUUAUUAUUAUUAGUUUUUUUUUCUCUUUAAUUGAUGUAUAGGAUUUUUAGUCUUAUUUCAAUUAAAAAAUUAUUAUCAUUUUAAAGUAAAUUCUAUUUAAGAAUUGUGUAUACACAAAAAACAAAUAAGAUUUAGUCAGUGAAAACAUUUUACAUUAUUUGAGCAUUUUGUCUUACGAUAGUUAUAAACCUUAAAAAGAUCAAAUUCUUUGUCAGUUGAAUGCUGAAGGAGCAGUUAAAAAAUUUUAAAAAAACCAAGAAUGUAAUGUAAAUUUUAAAAACACAAAGCUUAACAAUGAAUGAGCAUUUCAUGUUCUACUUGAACAAAAUGCUAACCCUGAACCAAAAUGUUUGUAUAAAGAUCACAGCAAGAAAUUUUUAUUCUAAGUAAUUAGUUAUCAGCAAAUGUAUUAACAGAUGAAUAAAAAGCCCAGAAUAGGGAAAAUUUUAUUUUUAAUUCAAUUCUUAAGUAUCCAAUGUAAAGCUAUCUGAUGGUCUACAGACUGAUAAGUCACAUCCAAAUAUUGCCUUGCCCUUCAAUGUCAUCAAUGUUUCCUGCUCUUGAUUUUUAUUCCUUAAAUGUUGAACUUCAUAUUUGUUGGAAGUAUUGUAAUGCUUUUCCGAUCUUUAUAUACAUACACUCAGAUAUAAGAAAUGCAAAACCAAAAUCAGCUUGGAUACAAUAAUGUAACAUUCAGUGAAGUCAUCAUUACUCUGAACCCACCGUAAAGCAAUAAUGUAUUUUAAUUUGUCCUCUAGUUAAAGUCGGCAAAAACUUAUUUAAUAGGGUAUUACAUGCAUGCUAAAUUUGCUCGGGUAAACCUGUGUAACUUUACUCUUGUUACUUAAAGAAUGUUCAUACGUUUAAUGAAAAAUAUAAUGACAAUAAAGUGUUGAAAUAAUAAGUUAACAUGUAAUGUAAAUUAUAUUUUUCUUUUCUAUUUAAAUUUUAUACCCCUGUCAGUUUCCUUUUGUUGUUGCAUUUCGUUCAUGCACUACUUUUUGCAAAUGUGUUGAUUUUCCCCCAGAAUAUUGUUUCCCUUAUUUAUAUUAGACUUGAAUUCAUUUCAGUUUGUUUGCAAAAAAUGUAUUUAAUCAAAUUAUUGUGUUUUAAGAUAGUAUGUUUUAAUGUCUAUUUUAAAUGUUUGUACUUUAAAAGUUUAAAUACUUUUCUACAUUAAUGUACAAUUUCCAUGUUUAUGCCAUAAUUUUCUAAUGAGCUAUUAUGAAUACUUAUUUUGUUAUUGUUAUUUUUAAUAAAUAUAUAUUUC